Messenger RNA from Panicum hallii, 1456 nucleotides. Its product is annotated as AT-hook motif nuclear-localized protein 19. Bases 333 to 1160 code for a protein of 275 amino acids. The transcript is spliced from 2 exons. Gene Ontology annotation, molecular function: minor groove of adenine-thymine-rich DNA binding; DNA-binding transcription factor activity. Lineage: Eukaryota; Viridiplantae; Streptophyta; Magnoliopsida; Poales; Poaceae. Gene Ontology annotation, cellular component: nucleus. The record is from RefSeq and is a predicted model, not a curated record.
UGUCCAUCUUUCUUAUACCCACUUGUCCCCAUGCCCUCCUCAAAGUUCAGACCAAGCUGCUCUUCUUCAUCUUCUCCUUGAUCUCUCCAGGCCGGCCAAGCUAUCUCUCAACCCAUACCAAACUUCCACUUCACACCAUCUAUCAGACCUAGCUACUGGACAGAGAGAGAGAAACCGAUCGAGCUAAAGGGAGACUCAUAUGUUGUGAGCUAUGCAUAUGCUUCUCUAGCUCCACACAAAUUUACUCGGCAGCAGUUUUCUCAUCCAAUCCAAGUUUUGCUUGUUGGUUGCAUGCGCUAUUCGAUCAAUUCACCAAAUUCAGAGCCGUCAAGAUGGCGAACCGGUGGUGGACCGGCCACUUGAACCUGCCGGAGCAGCCGUCCGGCUCGUCGGCCCCCAAGACCGAGCCCCCGGCCGUCAAAGACCCAGAGCCCAACCCGGCAGGGGGCGCGCCGGCGGGCCAACACGCCGAUGAGACCAACGAGUCCGGUGGCGGCGAGCCCCGCGAGGGCGCCGUGGUCCCGGCGCCCAACCGGCGCCCGCGUGGCCGCCCGCCGGGCUCCAAGAACAAGCCGAAGCCGCCCAUCUUCGUGACGCGCGACAGCCCCAACGCGCUGCGCAGCCACGUGAUGGAAGUGGCGGGCGGCGCCGACGUGGCCGACGCCAUCGCGCAGUUCUCGCGCCGCCGCCAGCGCGGCGUCUGCGUGCUCAGCGGCGCCGGGACCGUGGCCAACGUCGCGCUGCGCCAGCCGUCCGCGCCCGGCGCCGUCGUCGCGCUCCACGGGCGCUUCGAGAUCCUCUCGCUCACCGGCACCUUCCUCCCGGGCCCCGCGCCGCCGGGGUCCACGGGGCUGACCGUGUACCUGGCCGGCGGGCAGGGUCAGGUGGUUGGUGGCAGCGUCGUGGGCUCGCUCAUCGCGGCCGGGCCGGUCAUGGUGAUCGCGUCCACGUUCGCCAACGCCACCUACGAGCGCCUGCCGCUGGACGAGGAGGAGGAAGGCCCAGCCCCGCCGAUGCCCGGCGGGGCCGACCCGCUCUUGGGCGGCGGCCACGGGAUCGCCGACCCGUCGGCGCUGCCGAUGUUCAACUUGCCGCCGAGCAACGGGCAGCUCGGCGGGGGCGACGGCUUCCCAUGGGCGCACCCGCGGCCACCGUACUGAUGAUCCAUUGACGCCAAGCAGGUCAAGCAGUUGCAUAGCAUGGCGAAUGGCGCGGCACCGGCGUGCAUGGUCGUUACUGUUCCAUUGGAGAUGGUGGAUCGAGUGGCGCGGCGCCAUUAUAUUAGGUUAGUACAUAUGAUGAAGUGGUACUAGAGUACUAGUGUUGCUAGUACUACUUUAAUUUGUUUUCGUGAAAUAAUCAAAUCUCGGAGUGUUUAUUUGUACUUAAUUUGAGCUAGCUUGCUCAUCAGCUUGGAUGUGUUUGGUUUUCAGAUAAUUCUAGAGUGGGUUAAUUA